GUUUGACUGAGGAAGAAUAAAGUAGUCGUGCUCUCUUUACCAUAAAGGACCUCUACAGCGACCGUAUCACUACUGCAGCUACCCCAAUCUGUCUGUCACUCUCCUCUCCCCACCAGUGAACAGCAGACUUGGCGCUUUGAAGCUUUGACUUUAAAUUUUCUCAGAUGUUCUUCUAAUUUUCAUAGACAAGGUUGGAGGAAGAGGGACUCAAGAAGUUAUCAUUGGAGACGAUGCCUGACACUGACACUGACACGUUUCGGCGCAUCCGCAGACCUAAACCUCCAUCUGUGGUUGUAGGAUGUUUCCAGGUGAUUUCGUGCGUCAUGCCCAUUGCUCAGUUCGUUAUUGGAGCAUUGUACCAGUUUGACUGCCCCAGGCAGCCCUACAUUCCCAUCUACCUGCUGGUGAUGGGAGUAGUCUCCAUACUGCUGGCUCUGCUCUCCAUCCUUCCGUGUCACGCAGGCUUCGGCAACCAAAGCGGCGCCUGGAGCUGCCUCGUCUUACUCUUCUUCUUCUGCUGGUUCAUUGCUGGAAAUGUGUGGAUCUACUCCGUCUAUGAACCCAACUACAAUAAGACAGUAAGCAGGGAUGUGUACUGCAACAAGACACUCUACCUGUUUGCCUUCUGGACCACCAACAUGAGCUACGUCCUGUUCGGCUUUUUGCUUUUCUGUACCUGUUGUCCGUGGUGUCUGUGUGGUGAAGAUUAAAAUACAUACACAAAAUAUUUUAUGGUACAGACUUGAGAUCAGCGACCCACAUUUACAUACUGCUAGGAUGGGCUGAAUUUUAACAGUAAGGGGCACAAGCUCAGUAACCUCAGUAACCACGCCAAUAAGUCAAACCUUAUUGGCGUGAACUUUCAACGAAAUCUAUCAUGGGAACAAUAAACUACCACAUUGUAACUGGUUCCCUUCAUAUGAGAAAAAUAAAAAUAUUUCAGUCUUUGUUUGCCGUCAUCACUUUUUAAUUUAAUCUCUCCAGCUAUGUUAGUUUUUAAUUCCUAUAACUGUCAUGUUGUGUCAAAUUUGACUGAUUUAAAAGUUUUAUGUACCUAAUUUGAUUAGACUGACCUAAGAUUCCAUGACUUUGUCCACAAAGAGGAUUUCAACACAAAAAUAAAUUGGAUUCAUCUGCAUCCAA
Molecule: messenger RNA, 1143 nt
Organism: Oreochromis aureus
Lineage: Eukaryota; Metazoa; Chordata; Actinopteri; Cichliformes; Cichlidae
Product: transmembrane protein 272-like
Exons: 7
Coding region: 231-710 (159 amino acids)
Source: RefSeq, a predicted model, not a curated record